Camelina sativa (false flax) is the source of this 1242-nucleotide messenger RNA. Lineage: Eukaryota; Viridiplantae; Streptophyta; Magnoliopsida; Brassicales; Brassicaceae. The record is from RefSeq and is a predicted model, not a curated record.
AUGUAUUCUGUAAAGCUUUCCCAUAACUCUUUCACCAGCUUUGGAAACUCGGUGGAAAUUGUUGAUGGAAAAUCAUUAAGUUGGUUGGAUCUAGGUUCAAAUUUACUCAAAGGACCAGUUCCACAAUGGAUAUGCGAGUUUACAUAUUUAAAUAACUUAGAUUUGUCCAACAACCAUUUCUCUGGUUCCAUUCCUCAAUGUUUGGAGCGUUUCACUGUUCUUGAAAAACUAAAUCUUAGAAACAACAUUUUAAGUGGAUUUCUACCUGAUGUAUUUAUCAAAGGCUCUACGUUACGAUCAAUCGAUGUCAGCCACAACAAUUUGGCGGGAAAACUUCCAAGAUCUUUGAUCAAGUGCGAGUGGAUGGAAUUUCUAAAUGUGAAAGAAAACAAGAUCAAGGACACGUUUCCAUUUUGGUUAGGCUCUCUCCAAUGUCUAAAUGUUCUUCUGCUCCAAUCAAAUGCAUUCUAUGGUCCGGUAUAUAACCCCUCUGCCUACUCAGGGUUUCCGGGUCUACGGAUCAUUGAUAUAUCUAAUAACCACUUCGUUGGAUCAUUACCACAAGACUAUUUUGCCAAUUGGACUACAAUGUCAUUGGUUUGGCAUGGUUACACCAGACCAGAGAUAAACUAUGUAGGUUCUUAUUCCCCUGUGUUUGAUUCGAUGGAUUUGGUUUACAAAGGAGUAGACACAGAUUUCGCUCGCAUCUUUCUUGGCUUCAAAGCUAUUGAUUUUUCUGGAAAUCGAUUCUCUGGACAUAUCCCAGAAUCCAUUGGUCUGUUUAGAGAACUUCGCCUUCUUAACUUGUCGGGCAACAGAUUCACAGGCCACAUUCCACCAUCCUUGGCAAAUAUCACAAGUCUCGAGACGUUAGACCUAUCUCGAAAUAACUUGUCAAGUGAAAUUCCUCGAGGUCUUGGAAAACUCUCCUUUCUGUCCAACAUCAACUUCUCCUACAACCAUCUAGAAGGAUUAGUGCCACAGAGUACACAGUUUGGAACUCAAAACUGUUCUUCAUUCAUGGGGAAUCCUGGACUCUAUGCCAUUGAGGAAAUUUGUAGAGAAAGCCAUCAUGUUCCCGUUCCUACCCCAGAGCAAACCGAGGAAUCUUUGUCCAUACCGGAAGAGCCAAUGCUGAAUUGGAUAGCAGCCGCGAUAUCAUUUGGACCUGGUGUGUUUUGUGGGUUUGUGAUUGGACAUAUCUUCACUUCAUACAAACAAGAGUGGUUCACAGCUCGUUGA